Molecule: messenger RNA, 5741 nt
Organism: Malaya genurostris
Lineage: Eukaryota; Metazoa; Arthropoda; Insecta; Diptera; Culicidae
Product: phospholipid-transporting ATPase ABCA3-like
Exons: 8
Coding region: 817-5733 (1638 amino acids)
Biological process (GO): transmembrane transport; lipid transport
Cellular component (GO): intracellular membrane-bounded organelle; membrane
Molecular function (GO): lipid carrier activity; ATP binding; ABC-type transporter activity
Source: RefSeq, a predicted model, not a curated record
UCACGUUUAAUCGGAAACAAUGAACGAUGGGGCGCUCGGUUUCGUUUCAGUGUGUCCAAUGCAGCCAAACCUCGAUUAGGUAUUUGAAGGAGCCUCGCCGCUGCUGCGAUCCUCCAUGCGUGAUAACAAAUGGCGGCUGUCGAUACGCGCGGCCAGCCGUUUAGUUUCAGUCCGACGGCAGAACUCAACGCGCUCUGGUCGUUGUGGGUGGCACGGUUGGCGAACGGGUCGACACUGACCUCAACCUUCCCCAUCGUGACGGCGGUGACGACGGUAAUUACAUACUAGUUAGCUGGUGGGCCGUCCGAACGUUCGUUUUUCCGACGUCGAUCGAUAAAAGUGUUUUACCCGUCUCGGAAGAGUCGAAGAGGACAAAGGUUAUGCGAGGAUAUCCGCAUUAGCCAGUUCAAUGGUGUUUGUUUUGCUGUGAUAAUUGUGUGUGGCAACUCUACUAAAUGAGUGACGUGACAGAUAGCGUUUCGAUAAUCGGUUUGAGCGGAAAUUGAUAAGUUUCGGCAUCGAUUGUUGCACCAUUUUUUUUGGCGAUAGCAUCGUAGGUCAGUGAUUCAGCAAACAGCAAAGCCUACUUAGAGUAUGGAAAAUUGUUGCGUCGACUCAGUAAUGAUUGCUCUUAUCAUUCAAUUUACGCUUCAAGUGGCACUAGAAUAGUAGUGGCGUUCCAGUUGUUGCCGAUGAAUAAUUCAGAGCAAAAAUUAUACCAGUAUUGUAGUGAAUGUUCCGUACGCAUGCAGUGCUCCGAGUCUUUUCAGGGAAUCCACAGAAAACAGGACUGUGUUUGACGCAAGAACGUCGAAAAUGGCUGCCAACAGCUGGGAUAAGUUUUGUUUAUUGUUGUGGAAAAAUUGGACUAUACAGAAGCGACAUUACAUACAAACGAUAUUCGAAAUACUCAUACCGGCGCUAUGCUGCUCGAUGCUGAUUUUGGUUCGUGGACUUGUAGAUCCGGAAAUGGUCAACGAACCAACUAUUUUCAUCCCGCUUGAAGUCGACACGUUUCAAAUUCCAAAUCUGGUUAUUCCUACAAUCGCUUACUCUCCAAAUAACACCAUUCUGGGCGGUUUGGUUCAAGAUGCCUACGAAAACCAUAUCAGAAGUACUACCACAUUCAAUCACGAAGGAUACCCGGAUGCUCGAAGUCUGGAAAGUGUGCUGCUACAGAAAAACUAUUUAGUUGGAGUCGAAUUCGAUGAUGCAUUGGCGAACAUAACAGCCCUUCCGGAUCGGAUACAUUUCGCUCUUCGAUAUCCGGGCGAAACCCGCAUAGGACGGUGGACAUUUUCCAACUGGAGAUCCAAUCUUCUGGUUGUGCCCUUUUCGCCCGGAGCCAGAAAUCGGAACCUAUCGGAUGGAGGAUCACCGAACUAUUACUUCGAAGGUUUUGUGGCUAUCCAGACCGCUCUGUCCAGUGCCAUUGCGGUCGCAAAGAAUCCUGAGUUCAAAACGCAGCAAGUGGCGUUGAGGCGCAUUCCCUAUCCUCCCUACUACGAAGACAAACUGCUUCCGGCAAUGGAACAACUGCUGCCGCUGAUCAUCCUCAUUUCGUUUUUCUACACGUGUAUCAACACAGUAAAGUACAUCACAAUCGAAAAAGAACGCCAACUGAAGGAAUCCAUGAAGAUUAUGGGUCUGUCGAAUUGGCUUCACUGGACCGCUUGGUUUGUGCGGUGUUUGGUUCUUCUGUUGAUAACCAUCUCGUUGGUUACUGCCCUGAUGACGGUCAACCUUACGACCAACACAGACUUGUCCGUUCUGGAAUACAGCAAUUGGAUAGUUUUGUGGAUAUUUCUGUUGGCUUUUGCGAUAACAACCAUCUGUUUCUGUUUCAUGAUGAGUGUAUUCUUCAACACAGCCAACACAGCAGCCGGGAUCGCUGGUCUCAUGUGGUUUCUGCUGAUGAUGCCGUUCAAUAUCACCGUACAGGAAUAUGAUGAAAUGGGAACCGGAUCGAAGAUAGCUCUCUGUUUACUGUCCAAUACGGCAAUGUCGAUGGGAGUGUUGAACAUUGUUCGACUGGAAGGAAAUCAAGCAGGACUCCAAUGGGAAAAUCUUUUUCAACCAAGUACGAUGAACGACGGAUUGAGCGUGGGUGUUGUUAUCAUCAUGCUGCUGGUGGAUGCACUGAUUUAUCUUGCGAUAGCUUUGUACUUUGAGCAAAUUAUGCCAGGGGAAUUCGGUGUAACGAGGCCAUGGAGUUUUCUGUUUUCAAGAGAGUUUUGGGUACGCAACAAAGUGAGUGAUGUGUAUCAAAAUGGUGUUAGCAAAUCUAUUGAAUCGGACUACAUCGAACCGGAUCCACCGAUGAAACAUGCCGGGAUCCGAAUAAAGCAUCUUCGAAAAGUUUACGAUCGAAAAGUGGCCGUAGAAGGGUUGGAUUUGAAUCUGUACGAAGAUCAGAUCACCGUUUUGUUGGGACACAAUGGUGCCGGAAAGACAACUACGAUGUCGAUGUUGACGGGAAUGUUUUCACCGAGUUCCGGAACAGCAUUCGUUAACGAUCAUGACAUUCGAACGGAUAUAGAAGGAGUUCGUCGAUCGCUCGGGCUUUGUCCACAGCAUAAUGUUCUGUUCAAUGAAUUGACAGUAGCAGAGCACAUCCGGUUUUUUGCUAAACUUAAAGGUCUGGUUGAAGAUCAAGUGUCUGCGGAGAUAGACAAAUAUGUUAACUUACUGGAGCUGACCGAUAAAAGAAACGCCCAGUCGCACACCCUUUCGGGUGGCAUGAAAAGGAAACUGGCGGUUGGAGUUGCUCUCUGUGGAGGAUCCAGUGUGGUGUUGUUAGAUGAGCCUAGCUCAGGAAUGGAUCCAUCCGCUCGGAGAUCCCUGUGGGAAUUGUUACAGAAAGAAAAGGCUGGAAGAACAGUACUACUUUCCACGCAUUUUAUGGAUGAAGCAGAUGUUUUAGGCGAUAGAAUUGCCAUAAUGGCUGAUGGAUCUCUGAGAGCAGUUGGGUCACCAUUUUUUCUGAAGAAAGCAUUCGGCGCCGGUUAUCGAUUGGUUUGUGUGAAAGAUGCCAACUGUGAUAAGGAUCGACUGUUGGGUGUACUGCGACGAUAUAUGCCUGAUGUUGCACUGGAAACUGAUAUCGGAACCGAGAUGUCGGUUGUUUUGCGUGAGGAAUACAUUGCACAAUUUCAAUCCAUGUUGGAGGAUUUGGAAAAUGAUAUGGAAUCUUGUGGUGUAUCAAGCUAUGGGAUCUCUCUCACGACAAUGGAAGAAGUCUUUUUGAGAUCGGCAAGAAAAUUCCACUCCAAGAAUGGAGCAACCCAAGAUUUUUCCAUUAACGCAUCUUCCGGUGAAUAUACUCUUGAAAAUCUUCAACUGCUACGGGGAGUCAACCUUCUUCUCAGCCAGACCAAGGCGCAGUUUAUGAAAAAACUGCUGGUAACCAUGCGUAGUCUCAUCACACUAUCCAUGCAGAUCCUGAUCCCGGUGGUGUUCGUCCUAAUGACCUACAUAAUAAUUCUAAAUUCAACUGCCGGACGGGACCUGCCACCACUGGAAAUCGCACUAGACUCAUACACAGCAUCUGUCACCGUGUUGGAGCACACUACAGCAAACAGCCUGAUAGUUCAAGCUUACCAGAACCAGCUCAACAAACAUGGCCCCGAGCAUCAGUUGCUAACCACCAGUGAAGAUAUGAACAGCUUCAUUCUCCAAAAGUCACAUGAAUCGAUUUCGACGGUAAACACCCGGUACUGGGUUGCCGCCAGUAUCACCGAAACCAAUUCCACGGCCUGGUUCAACAACAAAGCAUAUCACAGUGCGCCUCUAGCCAUCAAUCUUCUGUACAACGCAUUCCUUCAGUCGUUUUGUGAAAACUGUGAGAUUCGUGUUACCAACAAACCGCUUCCGUAUCAGUUGGACACGCGUUUCGAACAGUUGAAUACCGGUGCGAACUCUGGCUUUCAGCUGGCCUUCAAUACGGGUUUCGCCAUGGCCUUCGUAGCAGCACUAUUCAUAAUGUUCUACAUUCGUGAAAGGACCACCCGUGCCAAAUUGCUUCAGUUCGUCAGUGGCGUAAAUGUUUGUUUAUUCUGGGCUGUGUCCUUCAUUUGGGAUUAUCUGGUGUUUGUCGUAGUCAGUUUGUUUUAUCUGGCAACUGUAGCAGCAAUCCAGCAGGAUGGUUGGUCUACGUUUCAACAGUUGGUGAAGGUCUUCCUAGUGCUACUGUUGUUCGGGUUCGCUGUGAUUCCGACGACCUAUCUAUUUUCCUAUCUAUUUGACGUACCGGCGACGGGAUUCGUGAAGAUGAUGCUACUGAAUGUACUGUCCGGAACGGUGUUUUUCACUGCUGUGACCCUACUGAAGUUCGACGGAAUUGACUUGAUGGAUGUCGCGUAUACGCUGGAGUGGGUGUUUAUGUUUUUCCCGAACUUUGUGCUGAGUCAUGCUUUGAACAAUUUAAAUCGAGUUGCUAGUACCGAGGCAAUCUGCGAUCGAAUGUGCGCAUUGAUACCGUUUUGUACGAAGCAGCUAAUGUGUUCGCUUCGGGAGGAGUGUUGCCAGCAAGAGAUAUUCAUUUUCGGAACGGACGGAAUCAAUAGAAAUUUGCUUUUUUUUGCUGGAAUUGGAAUUGGAGCUUUUGGCUUUAUAAUGCUAAUUGAGUAUAGAGUGUUCAACCAUUUCAUCAACUGGCGAAUAAGGACACCAAAGGAAUACACCGAAGCGGAAGAUGACAUUGAUUCAGAUGUGCUAGCUGAGAAGAUAAAGAUCUCUAGUAUGGCACAAGCAGAAGUGAAUAGUUACAAUUUGGUUCUGAAGGAUGUUUCAAAGUACUACCGGAAAUUUUUGGCGGUUGACAAACUUUCAGUAGGAAUACGCCAUUCGGAGUGUUUCGGUCUGCUAGGUAUCAAUGGAGCAGGGAAGACUUCCACCUUCAAGAUGAUGACGGGCGAUGAAAACAUUUCCUCGGGUCAGGCAUGGGUUAGCGGGAUCAGUUUACUAACCGAAAUGGAUCGUGUCCAUCAGCAGAUUGGCUAUUGCCCGCAAUUCGAUGCACUGCUGGACGAUCUUACCGGACGAGAAACGUUGAAGAUCUUUGCUAUGCUGCGUGGUGUACAAAGUGUAGAAUUGAACAGCGUAUCGAUAACGCUGGCUGAAGAGUUGAAUUUUCUAAAACACAUCGACAAAAGGACGAAGGCCUACAGUGGAGGCAACAAACGUAAGCUAAGUACGGCGUUAGCUCUGAUAGGGAAUCCAACGGUUGUGUAUUUGGAUGAACCCACGACGGGGAUGGAUCCUGGGGCCAAACGACAGCUGUGGAAUGUAAUCUGUAAGGUCCGAGAAGCGGGAAAGGCAAUCGUUUUGACUUCGCACAGCAUGGAAGAAUGCGAAGCACUGUGUUCGCGGUUGGCCAUUAUGGUGAACGGGAAGUUCAAAUGCAUGGGAUCUACGCAGCAUUUGAAGAACAAAUUUUCGAAAGGAUUCUUACUGACAACCAAAGUUAGAAGAAGUGCUUCCGAUGAACUACAACGGGUAGUGAAGGAUUUGAAACUGUUCGUAGAGCAACAAUUCGCUGGAGCAGUAUUGAAGGAGGAAUACCAAGACUCUCUUAGUUUUCACAUACCUCAAACGGACCUUCGGUGGUCCGGGAUGUUCGGUUUGAUGGAAUCUAACCGGGAGCGAUUGCAAAUCGAAGACUACGCACUUGGACAGACCUCGCUGGAACAAGUAUUUCUCUACUUUACUAAAUACCAACGAAGUAGUGAAUAAAUUGUAGU